This is a messenger RNA of Paramecium sonneborni, 588 nucleotides long. NCBI's taxonomy places the organism in Eukaryota, Ciliophora, Oligohymenophorea, Peniculida, Parameciidae. The record is from the annotation of a GenBank genome assembly.
AUGAUGAAUAAAAUACUGGAAGACUAAUGGUCAUGGAGUUUCUUUCAAAAAUAAAAUUUGUUUAAAAAGAUAUUUUAAGAAACAAAAUUAAUACUAAAAUUAACUACGCCCUAUAAUUAUAAUGUUAGAAUUAGUUUGCUAAGAAAAAGAAAAAUUAAAACAGGAUUCAGAGGGAACUUAUAAAAUUGGGAUGUAUCUAAUACAAAUGACGAAAUAGUUGAAUUUAAACUUUAAUAUUUAAAUGAUUAUCCUGAUAUUUUAGAUUAAAUUGUAGCUGAGAUGAAAAAGAAAGGAUUAAAUAAUUAAAUAUUCAAUUAAAUAGUAAAUAGGUAAUGGAAUUAACUAGAUAAUAUUAUUUCUUAAGUGAGUAAUAAUAACCAAAAUAACAAAAACAUAUCAGAAAGAAUUUUGUUAAUAUGUUUGCAAAAAAUAAAUACUGUUUUCAUCUUUUCAGAAUUAUUAAAAAACUUUUAUCCUAUUAAAGAAUUAAUUAAAAUAAAUGCUAAUGAUAGAUACGAUUUAAUUUUUAAGAUUAUAUUCGAAAAUUAAUAGAUAAAUUUGCAUUAAUAGAUUAUUUAAACAUUAUGA